AUGGCAAUGGUGCGAGCCUCCAAAAACAUUGUUUCUUAUGUUAGAGAAUUAAAACCCCGUAAAGAUACGUCGCGUAUUGAAGUUAGGAUUGUUUGCUUGUGGAGAAACUAUAACAAAGAAUCAAGAAACACCAUUGAAAUGGUUUUUGUUGAUAAAAAAUGGAUAAGAAUUCAUGCUUCAGUUGGUGAACAACUCAUCAAAAAAUUCGAUGACAAGCUACGCGAGAGAGAUGCGAUUGUCGUCCAGUUGUUCAAAGUGUACGAUGCUAUUGGUAAAUACCGUACAACGCCACAUCCGUACAAAAUUGGCUUCUUUCAAACAACAUUUGUUGGAAAAGCUGAUGAUUUUCCAAGUGCAGUUCCCGAAAAAUAUUUCGCGGACUUCUCUGAUAUUCUUGGUGGAAAUCUUGAUCAUAGCUGUUUGAUUGAUGUGGUUGGCCAAAUAGUUAACUUCGGAUCUCUGGAAAACAAAAUAAUAAAAGGAAAAGAUAACAUGAGGUUCUUGAUUGAGUUGCGUGACCCAAAUCUCCAUGAUGAUUCACUUGCUCUUACAAACAACGAUAGUAGCCAAUGGUCUGUUGGUACUGCUACAUCUAUUCUUGCCAGGUCUUUUUUUCUUAAUGAGAGGCUAUCCAUAAGAGAGAUCAUUGAUAGUACUCUGAAUGAAGAUGAAGACUUCUUACCAGAAGCAGUUAGCGAUCUCUUUGGUAAGAGAGUCCUUUUUGAGAUUUCAGUUGAUGCUGAUAACAUCAAAGGAAAGAGCUCUCAGUGUGUGGUUCGAUUGGCUACUGAUGACCGUGAAAUGGUUGAGGAAUUUGCUGAUUUGCCUCCUAAACCGGUCCUAAUGUUGGAGUCCGCAGAUGAUAUUUCCUCUGGCUCUGGUGGUUUUACAGCAACUCCUUUGUCCAAAAGAAAAAGCGAACAAGAUGAAGACAGUUGCCUUGAGGAUCAACACUCUGUUAACAAAAAGCUCUCUCAAAAGAAACUCAAGGGCGAGUGA
Brassica napus (rape) is the source of this 999-nucleotide messenger RNA. RefSeq lists its product as uncharacterized. Bases 1 to 999 code for a protein of 332 amino acids. NCBI's taxonomy places the organism in Eukaryota, Viridiplantae, Streptophyta, Magnoliopsida, Brassicales, Brassicaceae. The transcript is spliced from 6 exons. The record is from RefSeq and is a predicted model, not a curated record.